AUGUUUAUUCAUGACCCAUCAUCCAAUUCUACGCUUCAAGGGGAGAUACGAAGUGAAGAGAAGAAUUGGAGCAAUUUGGAAAACGAAGAAAUUCACCUUUGUAUAGAAACGAUUGAUUGUCCAAACCCAACGAUCGAUCGUCCCGAGUCUGGAGCACGAGAUCGCUUUCUGUUGAAAAGCGAUCAAUCCCCCAUUCACAGUGAUCCACCUGACUCGCCUGACCCCUGCGAAGAUGUUUCUAAUUCGAGUCCCGACAAUACAGAACAACGAGAAACGAUCAAUCGUCCCGAGUCUGGAGCACGAGAUCGCUCUUUGUUGAAAAGCGAUCAAUCCCCCAUUCACAGUGAUCCGCCUGACCCCUGCGAAGAUGUUUCUAAUUCGAGAACCACACUUACAUACAGUAUAGAACAACGAGAUGAAGACCCCAUUCUAACUCAACAGUACCAACGGACCAAUCUCCUGAGAAUAUCUUUGAGCAUCCUAAGCGAGUUCGCCGCCAACCAUAGUAGCACCAUCAGCUAA
Molecule: messenger RNA, 522 nt
Organism: Prunus armeniaca (apricot)
Lineage: Eukaryota; Viridiplantae; Streptophyta; Magnoliopsida; Rosales; Rosaceae
Source: the annotation of a GenBank genome assembly